Molecule: messenger RNA, 1370 nt
Organism: Cheilinus undulatus (humphead wrasse)
Lineage: Eukaryota; Metazoa; Chordata; Actinopteri; Labriformes; Labridae
Gene: unc119b
Product: unc-119 homolog 1
Exons: 5
Coding region: 59-802 (247 amino acids)
Biological process (GO): lipoprotein transport; cilium assembly; nervous system development
Cellular component (GO): cilium
Molecular function (GO): lipid binding
Source: RefSeq, a predicted model, not a curated record
GUUAGUGAAGUCUCAUAUAAGAGGCUGAACUCUUUUUACCGUUGCUGUUGUGUCCGGCAUGAACGGUUCACGGAACAAACCGGCACCGACUAUACACCAGAGUCAAACGGACGCAGGGACCGGCUCAGAGACGAACCACAGGGAAAGAAAGACCGUUGGAGGAAUGCUGAAGAAACUGAAGUCGAGGCGCAGUCAGACGGAUAAGUGGCCUGUGGUUACAGAGGAUGAACUCCGGGCUCUGGGAGGAGAUAUCACCCCGGACCAUGUCCUGGGUCUCCGGGCUGUCACGGAGGACUAUCUUUGCAAACCCGAAGACAAUAUCUACAACAUUGACUUUACAAGGUUCAAAAUCAGAGAUCUGGAGACGGGAACGGUUCUGUUUGAGAUCGCCAAACCUCCUCAAAGCGGUCCUGUAGAGAGUGAUGAUGAGCUUGGAGACAUAGACGCCAGUGCAGGGCGCUUUGUGCGAUAUCAGUUUACACCAGCCUUCCUCAAACUUUGUACUGUUGGUGCUACUGUGGAGUUCACAGUUGGUGACCGACCCAUUAACAGCUUCCGCAUGAUCGAGAGGCAUUAUUUCCAGGGACGUCUUCUAAAGAACUUUGAUUUUGACUUCGGCUUCUGCAUUCCAAACAGCCGCAACACAUGUGAACACAUUUAUGAGUUUCCACAGCUUCCCGAUGACCUCAUAUGCCAAAUGGUGGCGCAUCCUUACGAGACCAGAUCAGACAGUUUCUACUUUGUGGACAACAAACUCAUCAUGCACAAUAAAGCAGACUAUGCCUAUAAUGGUGGUUUGUAAUGCCUGAGGGGAAACAUUCGUGCAAUACUUCCCAGGGGAUUAAUUUCAUGGAUUACGACUCUCCAAAAGCUUGUUAUUUUGGGGGACAGAAAGUAUUCCCUCCUUUUUGGACAUUCCUACAAACAUGACACAUUUUCCAGUCUUUGGACCACACCUGCCUCCAUAUGAAAUCAUGGAUUCAUUCAUCAGUACCUCAUGGAGCUUAGUUUCUUGGACUCUGAGGAAUGUUCGGUCAAAUAUUUCUCUGUUAAAUCUGACUGAAACCUCUUUGUCUUUUGGUUCAUCAGGAGUAUCCUGUUACUGCUUGAACACUUUUGCCUUAAGUAUCUCUGCUGGAAAGGGACACUUUGAGUCUCAGACCUGUUGUGGCAAAGCUUUUAGACUGACAGAAAUUCAACUUCAUGUACUUCAGGUGUUUUCAGCUCAUUUUGUUUGAACUACCUUUUGCUAGUGACAAUUGUGCUUCCUGUAUGGAAAAGCGAGCAUAAACUAGUUGUUUUACAGUAUUGUUAGCCUUAGACGAUCAUAUAGCAAUAGUUUCAUUCUUCAUAAACUAUCUUCUAUCAUU